UCGGUCGUGUCGGUUUCGGGUUAAACAAUUUAAGUGAAUUGGAGGAUAGCUUUUGGCAAAAUUGUGUUAGAAGGUGUUUUAUAAGCUCGUUAUUUAAAAUAUGCAAAAUUUAAAAUAGAAAAACAAAGUAAAUAGCCCGUGUCGCAUGCGAAAAGUGUUUACAAAAGCAGCAGCCUAAUGUAUGGAAGUGUUACUGUCAUCUUGUUGUUGGUGUGAAGUGCUUGCUAUACUUUACUCCCACUUUCCUACGGUUUUCCUUAGUUUUGUUAACAUCAAAUAAGAUCGGUCGUGCGAAAACUCGGUUAAAAAGUACAGCGCCUGGUUUGAAAGUGCAUUCGGCAAUGAAAUGUCUAUCGAAUUCGCGUAACGUGUGUGUGUGAAUGUUUGCUUUGUCAAAACAAGGCUACAAAAAUUAUCUUUUCAUCCCAACAAGAGGAAGAGGGGUAACUUUGUCGUGUUUUUGUGUUGCUCAUCAUUCGUAUUGGUUUUCUUUGCUUAAAAACAAAAUGCAAAAGAAGCGUAGUAUUUGUUACGCACACGUUACCCCCUGCCUCUUCCUCUUAUGCUGUUGGAUGUGAAUGUUUGCUUUCUCACAACAAGGCUACAAAAAUUGUCUGCAUCCCAACAAGAAGAGGGGUAACUUUAUCGUGUUUGUGUGUUGCUCAUCAUUUGUAUUGGUUUUCUUUGCUUAAAAACAAAAUGCACUGCCCCUGUCUCUUCCCCUUAUGCUAUUCGAUAUUUUUAUUCACACUUUCCUAUGGAUUUGCGUAUUGUUGUAAACAUCAAAUGACAUCGGUCGCGCGAAAACUCGGUUAAAAGGUACAGCGCUUCGUUUAAAAGUACAUUCGGUAAAGAAAUGUCUUCCGAAUUCGCGUGUUGUGUUACUUUGCUUUGACAAAACAAGGCUACAAAAAUUGUCGUUGCAUCCCAACAUGAUGAAAAGGGGAAACUCAUUUCUUAUUUUUAUGUUCUGUUCUCCGAUCAUUUGUAUUCGUUUUCUCAGCUUGAAAACAAAAGGCAAUAGAAGCGUAGUAUUUGUUACGCAUACUCCCCCCUCUCUCUACCCCUUGGGACAUUCGAUAGUUUCAUUAACCAAAUGAAUGUGAUCGGCCGCUGCGAAGUCUCGGUUAAAAAGUAAAUAUUAUAAUUUGAAGAAACUGUGUAUCGUAGUGCCGUCGGGUGUGAAAUGUCUUGAAUUCGCGUAACGUUGUGUGCUUUUCGCUUUGGUAAUACAUGUAUACAAAUAUUUUCUAUGAAUCCCAAUAAGAUACUGUCAUGCAUUUCUGACCAUGGCAGCCGGUUGUACGUACCGGAUUGACACGAUGGAAUCUUCCAUCGGCAAAGGCUGCUGCCUCGGUGUACAACACACUGCUACCCCAACAACAACAUGUAGAGGGGCAACUUCUUUCGUGUGGUGCAGUGCUCUGCAUUGGUGUUUGUUGUUUUUGCGCCAAAAAAUUCAGUGGUCCUUAUAAGCCACAUCAUUCUAGUUGUCGACUAAGUAUUGCCAUGGUAAUGGUGAAAUUUUGCUGCUUCAUAAUUGCAUGGUCGUUUGCAUAAAGUGCUUUGUGGGCCGUUAGCAUUGCAGACAUACAGUCUCUCAGACUCUCUCGUUUUUCCAUGAAUGUAAGAGAGUGAAAACAAUGAAUCAACCUCAUUCGCAUAUAAAUUAAACAUCAAAAUUAAUAAAAUACUAACUAUUCGUGCUUAAGAUUAUUUUUAAUGUUCGUUCGUUCGUUCGAUUACGUUAAAGAUCAGUAAAAAAUCGUUUUGUCUAAGCACAGCAUCGUGAGGAGUUUUGAUAAUUGAAAUGUGUGGGCCCACAUAUAUAUUCUAUAUCGGAAACGCAGGCGCUAAGGAAUUGAUUUCGUCACUACCUCAGCCGUAUUCAAGCUCACUGGGGCUAAAACUAUACUUGAUAGCCAUAAAUAUUUUUCCACAACAAAAUCAAACUCUACUCCAAUGUGUGGCAUACAAAGUUGAAACUGGAGUGAAAAAAGUAAUCGUGAACGAUCCAGCAAACUAGUAACUAACCAACAGACAACAACCAGCAAUCAAAAAACUAAACAACAGGGAAAAUGGCCACAAAUGCAGAUUUAGAUACCCAGGUGGCCAUAGAAGAUCUGCCAUUAACAUUUAAGGUCAAAUAUAUUGGUUCAGAAAUUGCACGUGGCCUAUGGGGUAUUAAAUACACCCGUCGACCCGUUGAUCUCAUGGUUGGCAUUGCCAAAAACCUCCCGCCCAAUAAAACACUGCCUCACUGCGAACUGAAGGUAUCAACCGAUGGUGUCAACAUUGAAAUCACAUCGCCCAAAACUAGCCCGAAUAGUUGGAGUUAUGCCAUCGACACAAUAUCAUAUGGAGUUCAAGAUCUAGUCUAUACUCGCGUAUUUGCCAUGAUCGUUGUGAAAGACGACACCAGUGUUCAUCCGUAUGAGGUUCAUGCCUUUGUGUGCGACAGUCGUGCUAUGGCACGAAGAUUAACCUAUGCCCUAGCAGCUGCUUUUCAGGACUAUUCGAGGCGUGUUAAGGAUAGCGGUAGUGAGGAUACGGAUAAAAUUACACCUGCCCGGCAAAAAUUUGCCAUAGAUUUACGUUCACCCGAGGAAUUGGCAGAGGGUAUUGAAGAUGAAACGGAGGCAUAAAGGCAUUUUGUUCUUAGUUUGGCCAAGUGAUUAUGUGUUGUAUUUGAUGUUGUCAUUUUUAGAUGUAAAAUGGAAAUUGCAGUAAAAGAAAAAAGUGUAAUAGAGCAAAUAAACAACAAAACCCAUUAAUUGCUUAAUGAAUUUCUCCAUUUUUUGUUUUAAGUCCUGUGGUCCUAUAUCUUGCCUGAUCCCAUAGAAUCUAGUAUUCCGCUGCGCUGUAGUAUACUGUUGUUUUAUUAACUUAAUGUAUUUAAGUAAUGUGAUUUAAAGUGUUUUUGUUUCUUCUUUGCUACUAUUCUGCUCGGUAUUAUAAAGUAAUUUUUAUAGUAAUUUAUUUUUUAUUAUGUUGCUACACAUAUAUUUGUCUUAAGUUUUAAAUUUAAUGUAAUAUACAGUGAACUUAAUUACUAUCCCUCCACCAUUAUUAUUAAUAAUUUACAUUUUGUCUGUGUUAAGUGGAUUUGAGCGAUAAGUAAUGUAGUAUGUGUUAUCUAUGUCUAUUUUACAUGGAUUAUAUCUUAUGAUGGCAUUCCAAAUGACCUUUUGUAUAAGUUUUGUGCUUUAUCGAUCUAUGUGAUCCGCAUACAGCUAAAAAUCCAAAGUUCUAAAAAAUGAAAUAAAUAUGUAUUGUACUUCAAUGUUGUAAUAAAUGAUUUAUAUUCUCGCAGGUGUUUUAAUA
Stomoxys calcitrans (stable fly) is the source of this 3324-nucleotide messenger RNA. RefSeq lists its product as uncharacterized. Lineage: Eukaryota; Metazoa; Arthropoda; Insecta; Diptera; Muscidae. The record is from RefSeq and is a predicted model, not a curated record. The coding region runs from base 2079 to 2645 and encodes 188 amino acids. The transcript is spliced from 6 exons.